This is a messenger RNA of Colias croceus (clouded yellow), 4248 nucleotides long. RefSeq names its product transmembrane channel-like protein (gene Tmc). Gene Ontology annotation, cellular component: plasma membrane. The transcript is spliced from 12 exons. Lineage: Eukaryota; Metazoa; Arthropoda; Insecta; Lepidoptera; Pieridae. The record is from RefSeq and is a predicted model, not a curated record. The coding region runs from base 75 to 4133 and encodes 1352 amino acids. Gene Ontology annotation, molecular function: mechanosensitive monoatomic ion channel activity.
GCGAUCGACCUCCGUGUUCACCUCAGCCGUCGAUAGACCGCCUGUCCGUGACGUGGGCGGAUCCAGACUCCAGCAUGACAUCUCCGGGAGUAAAUCUGUUUCACCUGCCCUCAGAAACACCUGUAAGCAGCGACGUCAAGUUUUCUUCGGCUGGAGAUGUUUCGGAAGAUGAAGAUUACUCGGCUAGUUUGAGCGCGGUGUUACGGCAACGCCGCGCGAGCGUGCGGCGAUCUCGGAAAGGCCGAACUAGGCGACCCUCGUCACCGUUCCUGCCUGAAGACAAUCGUUCUAGACGUAGAUCUUCAGUUUUUACCACUAGUUCCGGAGACACAGCAAUAUCGAUUGAUGAGACUCCAGCUAUGACCCAAGAGCAAAUUUUCGAGAACAUACAUCUUCAUAAAGAAGUGUUAACGUCCGUAAAACAGCAACCAUUAGGCAUGCGACGCAAAUUAAAAAUUGUUCAUCAAGCAAAAGCUUACAUCAAGCGGCACGAGGGCCAGCUACAAGAACGAUUAGCACAAUCGAAAUGCACAAAGGACAUAUACGCAAGAUUUAGUAUUCUCUUAGCGACUAAAUGGCAGCAACUGAAAAGAGAAGCCGCAAAUACUUCUAAUUUGUUGAUACCCUGGGAACUGCGUAUAAAAGAAAUUGAAUCACACUUUGGAUCAGUGGUCGCUUCUUAUUUCACGUUUCUAAGGUGGCUGUUUUGGGUCAACUUAGUUAUCGGUUUCAUAUUACUGGUUUUCGUAAUUGUGCCAGAGUACCUCACAGCAAACCCUGUACAAGAUGGGGAAAGAAAGAUAAUUAUGGAGGAGGAACGCCGCAAUGCCACAAAUCUUUUAACUUUAUGGGAAUUCGAUGGUGUUUUUAAAUAUUCUCCGAUAUUUUACGGCUAUUAUAGUAACGUAGAACGAUCAGAAUACAAAAUGCCAUUAGCUUAUUUUCUGACGGGCUUGGUGGUCUAUGUAUAUAGUUUCGUCGCUAUAUUGAGGAAAAUGGCGGAAAAUUCACGCAUGUCAAAACUAUCGGAAAAAGAAGAUGAGUGUAUAUUCUCGUGGAAGCUAUUUACCGGUUGGGACUUUAUGAUUGGAAAUGCAGAAACAGCGCAUAAUAGGAUUGCUUCAGUCAUUUUAGGUUUUAAAGAGGCGUUACUGGAAGAAGCAGAAAAAAAGAAAAAUUUGGGAAAUUGGCGAAUUAUUUCCCUAAGGGCAAUAGUAAAUAUUUGCGUAGUAAUUCUCUUAAUAGUAUCAGCAUUUGCUGUAGUUACUGUAGUGUCGCGCUCUGACGAUAUUGACAAAUCACCCAGUUGGUGGCGUGAAAAUGAAACAACUACUGUGGUAACUGUUAUAUCCAUUACAUUUCCGAUAUUUUUUGAACUAUUGGGCUUUUUAGAACAUUACCACCCCCGAAAACAGCUAAGAUUACAAUUAGCCAGAAUUAUGCUGUUAAACUUGCUCAACUUAUAUUCUUUAAUAUUUGCUUUGUUUAGCAAAAUAGAAGGUAUGAGCGGGGCAUUAGUAAAAUUACAGCCACAGCUCAAUAUGAAUGAUUCUGCUCCGUUUGCAAAUAACCUAAAUAUGGAUGAACUAUCAACUACUCGUAUUCCUACUAAGUGCCUUGAAAUUUCUAUUCCGUGUCUUCCUUGCCAUAUGAUGACACUUCCAAUAGCAAAUGACAUAAUAAAAGAAUUUAAUGCUAUUGAAACCACACCAAUUUACAAUACACCCAAGCUUAUGUCUUUAAUACAAGAAAUGGAAAAUAAUAUUAAUUUUUAUAAUAAUGAUGAAAUACAAGAGACCACUGUCAUUAGUGUUUUACAAAAAGAAUUAGAGCGACUUAGAAAUUUAAAUGGAGGAGAUGACACUGAUGAAAAUGAAUCUGACGCUGAAGAAGAUCACGCUGAUGACUACGAAUUUUACGAUACAAGCAUCGACGUAUCGGAAUCUACGACAGUUUCUGACUCACCUACAGAUAUCAUAAGUACUGAGGAAAUAUUUACAGGCUCCGCUUCUACUGAAUUUGAAAAUCAAUCGGAUCUAACAGUUAGUGACACUACGACUGAAAGUUACUUCUCAAAUACAAUACAAAGUACGAAUAGUGAAUCAAAUACAGAAAACACUUAUUCUUCAUCACAAAGUACUUCCAACACCGAAUUCACAUUGCAUACUUCAUCAGAGACAGUUUUCCAAUCUACCGAAUCUAAAGAUAUCACAACGCUAUUUCAAUAUAUUUUUACUACAGACAGCAGUAACACAUAUGACGCAGGAACAGAAGAUGUUAAUCCAACUGAAAAAACUACGUUGUAUCCAAAUAAUACUACACUUGAAUAUUUUUCAAACAAUGCUAAAAUGUGUCCAAAUAUAUCAUUUAAUUGCUCAAUUGAUUGUGGAGGAAAUGAUAUUACUCAAAUAUUUUUUAUAUCGAAUUGUGCGGUUGUAGAUAUAAAAUGCUUUGUGACUCAAUGUGUUACAAUACCAUCAGAAAGUAAAAGCUUUUCCAAUGAAACGUUACAUGAUACAGUAUACUAUGAUAAACACAAACGAAAAAUGUACAAUUUAACAGUGACAACGAGAAAAAAAUUACUGAAGUUAUGUUGGGAAACUAUGUUUGGACAAGAAUUAGUAAAAUUAACAAUGAUGGACUUGGUAUUUGUUCUGUUGGGAACCCUUUUCAUGGAUUUUUUUCGAGCACUUUUUGUAAGAUAUAUGAAUAAAUGUUGUUGUUGGGAUUUAGAAAAAAAGUUCCCUGAAUACGGUGAUUUUAAAAUUGCAGAAAAUAUUUUACAUCUAAUCAACAAUCAAGGCAUGGUUUGGAUGGGCAUGUUCUUUUCACCAGGACUUGUAGUUCUUAACGUAUUCAAAUUAAUGAUAAUGAUGUAUCUUCGAUCUUGGGCAGUAAUGACCUGUAAUGUGCCGCAUGAAGUUGUAUUUAGAGUUUCUAAAAGCAAUAAUUUCUACUUAGCUUUAUUGUUAACAAUGCUGUUUCUAUGUGUUCUGCCCGUUGGUUAUACUAUUGUGUGGGUUAAACCAUCAUGGCAUUGUGGGCCCUUUUCAGAAUAUGAUAAAAUUUAUAAGAUAUUAACAACAAACAUAUACAAAAUCCUUCCGGAAACACUUAACUUUGCAUUGGAAUACAUUGCUUCACCAGCUAUUGUGAUACCGUUGCUAGUGCUGCUCAUAUUAAUAAUAUAUUACCUAACAUCUCUCACGAACUCACUGAGAGAGGCUAAUAAUGACUUAAAGAUACAACUCCGAAGGGAGAGAACGGAGGAAAGACGAAAAAUGUUUCAAUUAGCUGAUACAAGAAGACGAACUGGAUCAUCAUCUAUUGAUAAUACUCCAUUUGGGAGAUGGAAAAAGGCAUUACCUUCACUUCCAAUAAGUAAAUCAAUUGAUUCCGAUGAUCGUAAAACUACCAUGGGUGAAAUGGAUAUAAAGGCACCAGAAAAAAUUAAACGAAGAGGAAUAUUUGCUAAAAUAGUUGGACUAGCUUUGGACAAAAAAAUUCCUACUAAAGAACCAUCUGAUAUUUUACCAUCAACAAACAAUGACGACGAAACUGAUACUGAUUUUCAUGAAUCGUUGCCUAAAGAAAUACUAAAGAUGAAAGACAUCAUAGCGACAAAAAAAAGGGAACACAAUAUUAAAAGAAAUGCAGUAGAUUUUACAAUGAAUAUAAAAAACAACGUGACUGAUGAUAAGAACUCUAAACAAGCUGUUGAAAAAAGUAUAAAAACAAAUGGAAAUAAAGAAGAUAACACUAAAACUGAUGUUAAAAGUGCUAACUUUAAUGCAGACAAGAAACUUCAUAGAAAACAAACGUCGGAGUCGAGCAACCAAUCCAAACAAUCUGAUUCAAUCAGUUCAGUUAUACCAGUUAUAACAAUAAGCACAACCGAAAGUGAUGAAGAAAUUAUACAGAAUUCAAAUAUUACUGAAAACAAAGAGAAAACACAAGAAAUUAACCCUGAAAACAAAUCGCGUGCUCAAAAAGACCAAUUAAGAAAAACAAAAAACAGUUCAGAUUUGAAAUCAUUACAAAGACAAAGUAGUUUUGAGAGCAUACACGAAAACAAAAUAACUACUAAUGAUAAAUUUGAUAAAGGAGGACAUAAAUAUCAAUACUCUCUUUAAAUUUCGACGUAAAAUCUAGGCACUUAGCUAUCACAGAAAUAAAUAAAUAUCAAGUGAUUUCUCUUUUCUCCAAUUCUUUAUUUCUUAAUAAUAGAAAUAAAAAAUGUUAACAGAA